This is a messenger RNA of Fonsecaea erecta, 663 nucleotides long. RefSeq lists its product as hypothetical. The transcript has a single exon. NCBI's taxonomy places the organism in Eukaryota, Fungi, Ascomycota, Eurotiomycetes, Chaetothyriales, Herpotrichiellaceae. Gene Ontology annotation, molecular function: protein binding. The coding region runs from base 1 to 663 and encodes 220 amino acids. The record is from RefSeq and is a predicted model, not a curated record.
AUGGCUUCGACCGACGACGCUUUGGAGACCUACACGCACCUCCCCCUUCAUAUCGAUCCCCAGACGAAACAGAUAUCGAUCCUGUCCUCGGACAAGACACUCCAGGAUGCCAUCGCCAAUAUCAAUAAGCUCCACACUUCCUUCAAGUCACUUGAGACUCCGAAUAAUAUCCCACCUCCUCCUCUCCCAGUCAACCCCAAACGAUCAGGCCAAAUCCAAAAGAUGCGAGACUCAGCAGUGGCAUCCUCACGCAAAGGUCAGCAUGCAGAUGCAAUCCGCCUCCUCGGAUUCGGCAUAGACAUGGCCGCCGCACGGCCCGGAUGGGAACCUAUGGGACUGGCAAGAGAAGAGCUCGCUUUGAUGUAUCUGUCUCGUGCAGCUGCCAAUGCUGACCUUCAAAAUUGGGUCGAAGGUCUAAAAGAUGCAGAGUGCAGCCUUGAAUGUAAACGAGGCCCUGGCACCGGUCCCAACGGGGAAAAGGUUCCUGGGAACGCGAAGGCAUACAUUGUCGGCGGAAGAUGUCUGAUGGAGAUGGGACGUUGGCAGGAUGCCGUUGAGUGGCUCGAGAGAGCGAUCGAGAUCGAGGGCAAAGAGGGCGACGAUUGUCGCGAACUCAUGCGACGGCUAGCGGAAUCAAAGAGGCACACAGCAACCAAAGACUGA